Messenger RNA from Arabidopsis thaliana (thale cress), 750 nucleotides. It is a transcript of the gene DOF4.5, whose product is annotated as Dof-type zinc finger domain-containing protein. The record is from RefSeq and is marked reviewed. Lineage: Eukaryota; Viridiplantae; Streptophyta; Magnoliopsida; Brassicales; Brassicaceae. Gene Ontology annotation, cellular component: nucleus. Gene Ontology annotation, biological process: regulation of DNA-templated transcription. Bases 1 to 750 code for a protein of 249 amino acids. The transcript has a single exon. Gene Ontology annotation, molecular function: DNA binding; DNA-binding transcription factor activity.
AUGGAUAACUUGAAUGUUUUCGCAAAUGAAGACAAUCAAGUGAAUGAUGUGAAGCCCCCACCACCACCACCUCGAGUGUGUGCAAGGUGUGAUUCUGAUAAUACUAAAUUUUGUUAUUACAACAACUACUGUGAGUUUCAGCCACGAUACUUCUGCAAGAACUGUCGUAGAUACUGGACUCAUGGUGGGGCUUUAAGAAACAUACCAAUUGGUGGAAGUAGUCGUGCCAAACGGGCAAGGGUAAAUCAACCUUCGGUUGCUCGGAUGGUUUCUGUUGAGACCCAACGAGGUAACAAUCAACCUUUCUCUAAUGUUCAAGAAAACGUUCAUCUUGUUGGAUCUUUUGGUGCUUCAUCUUCAUCUUCUGUUGGUGCUGUUGGGAACCUUUUUGGUUCUUUGUAUGAUAUUCAUGGUGGUAUGGUAACAAAUUUGCAUCCAACUCGAACUGUUCGACCAAAUCAUCGCUUAGCUUUCCAUGAUGGAUCAUUUGAGCAAGACUAUUACGAUGUUGGGUCCGAUAAUCUUUUGGUCAACCAACAAGUUGGUGGCUACGGUUAUCACAUGAAUCCAGUGGAUCAAUUCAAGUGGAACCAGAGCUUCAACAACACUAUGAACAUGAAUUAUAAUAACGAUAGCACUAGUGGAAGUAGCAGAGGAUCUGACAUGAAUGUGAACCAUGAUAACAAGAAGAUCAGAUACCGCAACUCUGUGAUUAUGCAUCCUUGUCAUCUGGAGAAGGAUGGUCCUUGA